AUGCUCUUUCCAUCCAACGCGGCGCAGCUGAGGGGGAAUCGCAACAUCGUCGGCAUGCUCGGUGUGUGCGGCACUACCGUGGCGAGGGAGUACUUCCCGACCAACGUCGUGAUCUACGCAUUCCAAAGCAGAGAGCGACUAUCGAUUCGCGCGAUCGUUUCCAUGUCGCUGGACGCCGCAAGAGGGCUUCAGGUAGGCGUCCACGUCAUGGACAUUAGCCCUACCGACGGGGCGUUCUGCCCUGUGCAUGCCAAGAAACGAAACCGUCUCGCGCCCUGGCCGUCGCCCGAAAACUACGCCGGGCAGACCUCGGACAUCUACAGCAUGGUCAUGUUUUUUUACUCGCUGCUUCCCGGGACAAGGCCAUUCCGAGGUCCAGAAGGUCUGGCGGAGGCCUUUGAAACCCGAACUCACUCUCGGCCUCUCGUAGAUCCUUCAUGGCACAGGGGAUUCGCGGAGAUAUGCAAGUCGAUCUCGCGGUGA
Messenger RNA from Ectocarpus sp. CCAP 1310/34, 483 nucleotides. NCBI's taxonomy places the organism in Eukaryota, Phaeophyceae, Ectocarpales, Ectocarpaceae. The record is from the annotation of a GenBank genome assembly.